Molecule: messenger RNA, 12461 nt
Organism: Bacillus rossius redtenbacheri
Lineage: Eukaryota; Metazoa; Arthropoda; Insecta; Phasmatodea; Bacillidae
Product: reticulon-4-interacting protein 1 homolog, mitochondrial-like
Exons: 10
Coding region: 208-1662 (484 amino acids)
Cellular component (GO): mitochondrion
Molecular function (GO): oxidoreductase activity
Source: RefSeq, a predicted model, not a curated record
AUGAAAACGAAGCAAAGAAGCUGUGGGUAAUGUCUAUGGACUGUUCUAUGUUUUUCGUUUUUGGUAGUGUUUAUCAUAGGUAUUAUUAGAUUUAUUAAAGAACUUAUGUCGAACUUGAUUUAGCACCAUUAUAGUACUAAGUAAAGUUAUAUUCACUCUAUCAAGAAUGGCCAUCUUUUCCGAAAAACCACAAGCAUAAAAUGGAAAAUGGAUGAACUACUUUUCCAUUUGUCUCAGAGAUUAGAUAGUCUGCAGGUCCACCUGUCGUCAUGGUCACAGCACGGCCGCGUCGUGCUGGCAGGCUACGUGCACAGCUUGCAUGCCCUGGCCCGGGACGUGUGGGCGGGACGGUGGGGCGCCUCCAUGCGGGACGCCAUGUCCGCUGCCUGGGACUGGCUCGGGGCGGUCGCCCGGGACGCCAAGAGGCUGACCGCGGACCUGCAGCCCACGUUCCUCUACGACCGGGCUCGCCACUUCCUAAUGACUCGCACGGGUGUGUAUUUUGGUGGCAUGGGCUUCCUGGUUGGCAGUUUGUUUGGUGUUUUGCUCGGCCUGUCACUCCACCGCCACCCACCGGUUCUGCCAAGAAUGAAGGCAGUAGUCUGCACUGCUUAUCGAGGCCUUGAUUCACUGGCCGUGGUCGAUGACGUGCGUGUGCCGACCAUCUCGAACCCGGAUGAGAUCUUGGUGCAGGUCAAGGCCACCUCGGUCGACAGCAUCGACCUGAAGAUCUGCUCCGGCUACGGGCGUGUCCUGCGCCGGCAGCUCAACAAGUACAACCCUAACGUUGACGGGGAGUUUCCGGUGGUGCUUGGCCGCGACUGUGCAGGGGUAGUGUUGGAGCUGGGUCAGGCCGUCAAGAGGUUUGAGGUGGGCGACGAGGUGUGGCUGGCCGUCCCGCACUGGAGCCCUGGCACUAUGAGCGAGUGCGUUGUAGUGAAGGAGGGCCUCGUGGCCAAGAAGCCGGGCGGCAUCGGCUUCGAGGUGGCCGCGAGCCUGCCGUAUGCCGGCAGCAUCGCCUGGAACGCCAUGGUCCGCCAGGCCCACCUCGACUCUGCCACCACCCGCGGAAAGAGAAUUCUUGUCCACGGAGGUUGCAGCCCUGUCGGCUGCGUGCUGAUACAGUUGGCCAGGCUGUGGGGUGCGACCGUAACUGCCACGUGUGCCCUGCGGGCCACUCCAGUCGUGCAAGCCUUGGGAGCGGAUGACGUGGUGGUCACUGGUGUCGGCAAUCUCGAGAAACAGCUUGCGAGUAGAGAAAGUUUCGAUGUGAUAUUCAACACUGCAGGAGUGAUGGCUCAUAAGACGUGUUUGAAAUUCUGCCAACCUGAUGGCCUGGUUGUGACCACGCUGGCAAAUGACAUCGCCUCUGAUGAGUUCGGUUUUGUUCUGGGCUCCUUGUAUGCUUUGUGGGUGAAAGUCAGGUUGUUGGCUCAGAGCUUUGUAGGUUCGUGCUCGUGGGGAACGAUACAGUUUGGCUCCGAUGUGCUGGACCACCUGGGAGCCCUGGUGGAGGACGGCAGCAUACAGCCGGUUGUGGACAAGAUAUUCACACCGCAGGACGCGGAGCUGGCCUUCCAACACACCGACUCCGAAGAUGCCAUUGGCAAAACGAUCAUUAGAUUCAGAUACUGCUGCACAUGUGGUGUGAAUGUGCGGUAGCAAUUCGCAGAGGUCCUAGUUGACGGAAGAUAUCCUGAUUCUGCUGGAUUGUGUUGCUGCACGUGCAUGGACACUGCUUUGUUUGUGUGUGUUUGCAAACCAGUGCUAGUGUUUCUUGGCGUGGCAACUAUCAGGUCCUUGGUUUAUUUUCAGAAGCACUUGCAAUGCACUAAUAUUGAAUUUUAUUUUCAGUAGAGAUUUUAUACUGGUAUUUAAUAAUCACCCUGUAAAUAAAUAUAUAUCCUUGUAAAUACAUCUAAGUCAAGUAAUUGUUAGUGUUGGUUCUGACUAUACAGAAGGAGCCAAAAUUUUAACACCAACAGACAAACCUCGGCUGCAGGAUCAUCAUGACAAAAUAAUUUGAAAACAUCUAGACCUCUUCUAUCACUGCUUCCCAAGGCUAGUAUGUAUACGUAUUUGAAGUUGGGACUGACCAACAUUUUUAGUGUUGUGAACUUUUGGGGUUGUUGCGGGGUUUUACGGUGUAGAUGUCACCGUGAAAGUCUACACUGCCAAUAAUUAUUAUCAUAAAAUAUUUAUAUUCUUAGGGUUUUUUUGGCUUCCUCUCUCUCCAGUAGCGAUCAGGAACACUGCUGCUGGUGUAAUUAUCCAGGCCGUUAGUCCAGCUAACACGUCACUGCAAUGUGUUCCAGCUGAGAGAGUAAUCAUUCAAAAGAAAGUUGGUAGUGUUAUAGGAUGUGUGAAGUGUGAACAAUUACGUUAACUAUAACCAGGUCUGUUUUAAAAGUAAUUAAAAAUAGUAUGAAUAAAAUAAAAAUAGAAAUAGCUGGAAAAAUGUGAUUUUAAUAUGGUCUUAAAAGUUUGAUGUGAAAUUACUGUCAAUAUGAAAUUCACGUUGAUUAGAGCCAGAGGAUCAACCAAAGACAUUAAAGUGAAUGUUAGAUUAUUUGCCAGACCUGUAUGUUUGUAAAGAAAUAUUAACGGGGUCACAGGAACACAUCAACUACCAUGCCGAGUCUAGCUACAAGCUGUCGGAGGCUUGCUUCUCUCUUCUCUGGACCACCAGGUGGUAUACCGCGACACUGGAACGCUGGAAGGGUAAGCUGAAAGUGGCGAACUACUGAAGUUCUGGUACAGCCAGAGGUUUGGUAGAAGAUCAGCUUCCCUCUCGUCCUAAAAACUCUGUUAAAUUAGGAUCGGUCUCACCAAGUGUAGUGACAGAUCGUAGGUGGUGCUGCAUCAGUCGUCAGGAACCACUACGAGGACGGACGGUACCGACGCGGAAGUUGGCACUAGAUCGCCGAUACUCCCUAUCUAAGACUUGUGCCGUCUCAAACUAUUCUCCCAAACAGUGGUCUGGAGAAUACUAUUUAACAUACGACCGCGGAUGACGCGAUUCUUCGAUUUCUCGGGCGGCAACCGAGGUUUUGGUUCGCCCCAGCCUGAGAAACGUCUUGUCCCUAGCAACCAAAGAGCUAUUGGACAAUCAACAAAAAAAAUUUACUGCAUAGUGAAUUAAAGAAAUGAAUAUCAGCAUGUAAGUGUACUGAACUAAGGCAAAUGAAUAAAAAUUCCAAGGAAUAAUACUUGGAAGACCCUGAGGUUAAAAUCAAAAUUAUUUUAUAUAAAUAAUUGGGGGUAACACCUGUAUUUUUCAUAAUUUUGUUGUGGCAUGUUACCCCAAUUAUUUCAAUGAAAUAAUUUGCUUCAGUGGCAAAAUUCACAGUAGUUUAAGAAAUUCAAUUACUUAGACAUAAUCCAUUCCUUGAGUGUUCUAUCUUAAGGGGAUUAUGCCCUGUCAUCUUGGAUUUAUCCAAAUUUUUGCAAUAAUUCUAUUUUUUUUAACUAUUUAUCCCAAUUUAGCAUGUUAAAUAAUAAAUUGUAUCUUCCCCACCUUCUAUAUCUUGUUGCAACCAUAUAUUUACUAACAGGCUAGUAUGUAAGUGCUGCAAGGAAUUUAUUAUUUCACGCAGUGGGCAACCACAACAAUCAUGAUAAUCACACUAGUUCACAAGUGUUGACUGCAGAAAAUAGCCAAAGCUAAGUCUUAUUCCAUUUCAAGCCAAGCUUUAUUGCAAGCUGUAUCAGAAUAUUUGAAAUUGCAAAAUAGCGAGGCCUAAACCACCUGAAAUAGGUACUUUGUAUAUUGUUUACAACACAAAUGUUGUUCAUCAGCAACUUCAAAGAUGAUUGGGAAGCACUUUAGACUAAUAGUCGUAUACUAGAUGUUUUCAACUUAUUUUGUCAAGAUGAACCUACAGCCUGAGUUUAUCUGUCAAAUUCAGACUCACUGUGCACUCUGACCUGCUAUUGAUUGAAAAGAAAUACUAGCAUGAACAACGUUCGUGCAUUAAACCCCUACCCAAUACGUACAUAUACUCCUGCCUCAUCAUGUCGUGUAAUGCCUCACCAUCCGUAUAUGUUUACUUUUUGCAUUAUCUUUUCUGUACCCUAGGGAAAAAUGGUGCUCGUACAUGAAUAGGCAUUAUUGCGAUGGUUCAAAAUGCUCAGUUUGAACUGUGCACAUUUUUUUUUGUCUGAAUGACUUAAAAGUCAGCCCCAAAAGUUUACACAUGUUAAAUAUGUCUUGCAGUUACCUAGCCAUGUAUUUUUUAUACGUGUAAUAUUGAUUCCUGCAAAAAACAAGUCAAUUAAUUUAUACUGUAUUUUACACAUAUAACUAUGUACAUUUCAAAGAGUUAUUUCGAGUUGCAUGUGUCUUGAAUUUAAGGCUAAGAUCCUUAGUUUUGCAGCCUCCAAGAAAAUUAUUUCUGCCAUGAAUAUCGUAGUAGAUAAAAAAAUAUAUAAAUGGCAGAAUUGUAAACAAAACUUUAAAUUUUGUAAAUAUGAUGAUUAAAAUUGUCUCAAAAAAUGCUUUCUUAUUUAAUUUUAAUUUUGAAAUUUUCAAAACUAAAUAUUAGGUAUAUAUUUAAACGGUACAUGGCUGUUACUUUGCACACAACUUAAAGGAGGUACAAUUAACAAUUCUGCCGUAUAAUUUUUUUAAUACAAUGUACAGAAUUUAAAUAAUCUGAGUACAAAAUAUUGUGAUUUAACUGUCACUUGCCACACAUGAAAGGAACGAGUUCAACAGUUUGCCGCUAGAGCUCCGAUUAGUUCCGAGUUUACUCACUAGAUGCCUCGAAUAUCGCAGGAGUUCAGGCGGGAAUAUUACUGCUUCGAAACGGUCAAAACACAACACUAGUAUCAGCAAUAGUAAUCAAUGAAUUGAAAACCGUCUCACGUUGUCGACAAUUUCUAUAGAUAUAUUUGUCAGCUUCUCAGUGAUGUAAAUUAUAAUUAAUAUGCUUCACUUGUGACAAAUUUAUUCAUAGAAUAUUUUUGAUUUAAAAUCAUCUAACUACAAUUACUGAAUUGUUUUAGUAGAUAGAUAUUUAUUAUAAUAGUUGGGCGCCUUAAAAAAACUUAUUUUGGAAAUAUUAAAGUGCUAAAUAUGAUAUCUAACCUGUUUCGUUUACGGGCAUCUACGUGAACGUCGCAAAUUACAUUUAUUACAACAUUAUUUCACAUAUUAUCUUAGUGACUUCAUUAUGUAUUUUGAUAUGACUCUUUACCGUAUCACAUGAAUGAAUCCUGCAAUCACGGUGUAUUAAAAUAAUAGCAAAAUGGUUUCAUAUAAUAAUAUAACUUCCAAAAUCAAUUUAAAUUAUUAUUUAUACUUCUAUUCAAGAAUCGUACAUUCAAGACAAAUAUAUAAUGUUUAAGAUUUUAUUAGAAUAUUUCAAUAAUUAUUGUAAAAAAAUUGAUUUGCAAAAUGACAAUGAUUUUGUAUAAAUUUAUUUAAUUAUAUUUCUUUAGUUAUAAUUUAUUUAAUUAUGUUUCUUUAAUUAUAUUUGUACAUCGACUUUAGCUCUGGUAGUAUGGGCUAUACCUCUGGGUGUAAUGUUACAUAAAUGAGUUAUGAUCAAAAUAUUAAUAGAUGUUUAAAAAAAAUUAGUAACUGAAGGACCAGCCGCCUAUGGCAACUUCCUCCCGUAAUGAUUUAGUUACGUAUAUAACGAUACAAAAAUAAGGGACAAUCUCUCGAUGCUGUCGUUCAAGUAUGGUUAACUAAAGGUCGUUUAAAAUUACCUUUGGUUUUUAACAAUGGAUUUUUCACUACCCAAGCAUUUAUUGUAUCACUAACCUUGAGCAUUUUCGUUCAUUACACAAGUUCGUUAGAAACGCAAUUACAAGGCAGUGGCGAUUCUUUUUUUUUUUUUUUGCUUCUGGGGUCAUGUAAAAUUAUGUUUUAAAACAAAUAUUGGCCAAAAAGAAUUAUAUAUUUUUCAAUUUAACUUCCGCUACAUUAUUUGCAACUAUAAAUGAUCAUAGAAACAUAAGUUCCACGUGCGCGCACACACGCACGCAUAUGUAUACAUGUAAAUACUUUUGAACAAGUGAAAUGAGGAGUUUUAGCAAAUAAACAUUCAGGUAAUUUUCCAAAAUACAAUUUUAAAGACCUUUAUACUGUGUUCUUACAUUUGCAGUUAGAUUUAUUUAAAUUCUUUGGCAAAUAUUACAAUUUAAAAACUCUUUUAAGUAUGUCCCGUAAUUUUUUUAGGUAAUUUUAUUUGUGUUACAAGAAACCGAAGACCUUGCUGAAGUAAAAUUAUUAUGUAUAUAGAAUGUGUUUAAAUGGGUGUGUAAUACUUCGAUGAAAUUGAUACAGAAUUAUAUGAAAUAAAAUUCUAUUGUUUUACCAGCCUUUGAGCUAUCUAGUUUACGUGAAAUUGUUAUAAUUAAACUUUAGGGCCUAAAUUUUGAAUUGCUCGAAUAUGCAAAAAGUAGUUCCCUCGCUCACAUACUGGCCAAUACAAAUUCCAACCCACUGCCAAAAGGGCUGGAAACUUGAAAUUUGGGUCGCAGCCUCAAUGAGGAAAUUCGGGAAAGUACCAAUUUUUAUUUUAUAAUCAUUAAAAAAAUAAAAUUAAGAAAUAAGCACGCACCUUUAAAAUCGGUGUAUACCUUCUUUCGGAAGAACGUUGUUGCAGAAAUUAUUGUUUACUUCUCAUGCUUGUACAAAUUGAACAGUACUGUAAAUGUAUUUGAUGACAUAAGCAAUAAUAAGUUAUUAGCUGAUAUUGAAUACAAACAAAUUUUUUCGUGACUAAAAAAAAUAAGGUUCUCUGCUUGGCGAGUGAUAAAAUUAUACUAAUGUCAAAAAUAUGUUAUCGGGAAAAAAUAAAUGAAGUUAUUUUUUACCACUGAUUCACUACCCAUAAAAUCAAACUGCAAAGUCUUUGCAACUGGUAUCUCACACAAGAAAUAUAAAACAUAUUCGUGCUUCGUUUUGUAUAAAAAUAAAACACAUCAUAUAAUAUCGGGAGACAGCCUUGAAAAUCGUGCAUAUCACCAACAUGGCCAAUCAGACUCAUAGUAAUGUUUAUGAUGGCAAUAUUUUCGGGGUAGUUUUACGCUCAAAAUUAAUACAAAACCAAAUCAGCAAUCCUUGUAUGAUAAUUUAUAAUACUACAAAAAAUCUUCCAUUUCCUUCGAAUUGUAUUGAGCACUAAAAUAUUGAUUUACUUUUGGCCCAGAUUUUAUUUGAAGAUACUCUGUACAGUUCCGCUUGUUUGCAUUGUUUAUUUAUCAGGCUUAAAUCAUGGCCAAAUUAAUUGAACUGUAACACAAAUUAUUUAUAUAUGUGUGUCUGGUUUGGAAUCAGUAUGAUGUAAUGAAAAACUAUGUCCGAUCAGUGUAAUGCGUUGAAUAUUUAUGAAAAUUUUAUUUCUUUGGUUUUUAAAGCUGCAGACUUGUAUUUUAUUUAUUUCAUUUAGACAACAACAUGCGUCCGUGUUUUCUACAUGGCACGCUCUGUAAUAUUUUGAAUGUUAUAGUAAUUUUGGCUUUUUAAAAUCUGUGAUUUAUGUGCAGUAGAGUAAUUUGUAAUUUUUUAUAAUUUCUUUUCAUAUUUUUAAUGAUCCAUUUGCUAAUAGUAUAUACACUUCUCCAUUUAUUAUAAUAAACACAUAUUACAUUAUUGGAAUUCGUUCAGAAUGGGUAUCACAAGACUACAAAAACUAUUCUCCUGCAUAAGAAAGGUGAUAAUACCAGUAAAGAAAAUUAUCGUCCGAGAGCAAUUACGUCUUAUAUCUAGGGACACCUGUAUUUCACGAAUACAUUUCGUGUCAAGGUAUUUUACAAAACACUGUAGAUUUUUCUUGUAAUUAUUGGCUGUGGUCGGUGAAGGCUGUUUUCCCGCACUCGACGGGGCCAAUGAGGACGUAGUUACCGUACUGCUGCAUGCCCGCAAUUCGCCAAACCUCUAAGGAAAAAGCUACAGUUAUGUGUGAAAUAGCCUGACACGAGAUGUAUUCGUGAAAUACAGGUGUCCUUACUUAUAUAGAAAAAUAUUUGAUCAUUGUAUGAUAAUUUUAAGUAUGAAAAGUACAACAUACUUUCAAAUUUAAUACAUGGUUUUACAUCAACUCUUAAGUACUAAAACACAUACUGCUUAUUUUCUACAAAAUAAAUCUAUACACGGCAACUGAUUAUUAGAGACCUGCAAAAUUCGCGGAUUCAUUCGGUGAUAGGCUAGAAUUCAAAUACAUAUACCUCUUAGAUAAUUUUUCCAUUGGCUUACUGUUCAUCUGGACGAAUCUCAAACAGUUAUAAACCCUCAACCAAAGAAGGAUCGAAUCACAGACGAACCAGCUGAGACGACUUACAAGUCGGCAGCCAGUGAACUUGCGUUAUUUGCCCGAGUGUACAGGGGUAUGUGCAGUCUAUCCUGAAGGCCAUCUAAACUGCGAAUUUUGCAGGUCUCUACUGAUUAUGAAUCAAUUGAGUUUUUUUUAUAAAGCAUCUACGGCCUUGAUUGUUUAAAUAUAUUGUUGGAUAAAUUAACUAAACUAGGAAUACAGUAAGUCCUCUAUUUACGUCGUACCGAUUUACGUUGUUUCGGAUUAACGUCGCUAAUGUUUGAGUACUCAUGUUUCAAUUUAAGUUGUCGCCGAUUCACACUAACGUCGUUUACAAUGACCGUAAAUCUUUAUUUUAACCAAAAAACCGUACAUAAUUUGUUUAUAAUUCUUUGUUUCCUUCGGUAGUUAAUUUAUGCUAUGUAGCGUAAGCUACACGUUCACCGCUUUAUCUUAUCAUACAUCAUGUGGGACGCUUCCUGCUCUCCGCUGCUCUCCGCGCGGUGAUGCAAUACUACCAGCCCGCCCGCUCGGCCACCCACUUAUCUCGCACGUAGAAGUGUUAUCUACUUCCCGCAACGACACAGCAUUUUCUCCUACCCCUUUUCGUCCAACUCCUUGGCACUUCAGUAGAGGUGUAAAAGUAACUAAAAAAAGUGUACCCGUAUGUAUUCGUUACUAUAACAAUUAGUACUCGUUACUUUCGUAUCGUUACUUCUGAUACCGCAUAACAUGCUAUGUAUGUAACAGCAACGAAUCGAGUCGUAUUUCGUACGCGUACAGUAUGACGUCGCGUAAAUAAUAAUAAAUCGAAUAUAAACAAUUAAAAGUAUUUGAUAAUUAACAGCUUUUGUUAACCAAGAAACAAUAAAAUCUCAUUAGAGCAGCUUUAUUAUAAUAUCUCUUUUAAGAUAAGAACAAAAAACGUGAAAAUACGUGAUAAUAAAAAACAAAAACAUACAUAUUUAUAAUUUGUAAAAAAUACUUUCUUACGUUGUUUCUGUUCCAAUCUCAAACUUUGUCUACACACACAAUAACUUUAAUAAACAGUAAAAAACUUGGACGACGAAUUUCCAAAUUAUACUUUUCUUAAUAAACAAACAUCGUUCUUUGUAACGAAUAAGCGCGCGCAUGCGUAAAACAUACGAAAAAUGCGAGUAACGAAAUGCAUUCGUGUGUAACGUUUCGUUACUCGUUACUAGAUGCUGCACCUGUUACUCAGUAACGAAUACAUACGGUUUCCUACAGCUCUACACUUCAUUCGCUAUGAUAUCAUUGAGUUGGCCGGAGUUUUAAACGUGCCGUUGUUAACUUUAUCGUGAUGAAAUGCGUUUGUAGUAGGCCUACAGUAUCAGCUCACUGCAAUUUAUGAUUUUUUCUUCAUAAGAUGUCUUCCAAACGACUAUAUAUCUGUUUUACUAUUUCAAUCAAUAAAGGUAAUAAAGCAGCUGGUUAAAUAACCAUUCUAUAAAGCUGAGAAGUACUAGUUGGACUUGUUUCCCACGCUGUCUGUUGUAAUUUGCUGAUACAAUUGCCCGUUGUUACGUCUGUAUGCCAGCGCUUCCGGCCGACCUUGGGCCGUGGUCAGCCGGUGGCAUGAAACAUGGCUCAUUUUGCGUCGUUUCUAUUUACGUCGCGGUUUUCAGGAACGUAACCCCGACGUAAACCGAGGACUUACUGUACUAUCAAAUGCACAAAAAUAGAAGAGUUUGAUCUUAAUGAUAUAAAGCAUAAUCUAUCUAUUUAGCACAGCCUGAAUAAUUCAUUCCCCAUUGUCAAGACUAAAAUUUAAAAAAACGCGAAAGAAGCAGUAUAAAAUAACUAUCUCAUUAUCUUUGCGGGUGACUCAAACAUCAUACAAACAAAACGAAAUAUUCUUAAACGCAAGAAAGCAUAUUUUAAACACUGUAAAUAACUUAUAUUUUAAAUCAAAGGAUAAUUAUCAGUCUGUAAAAUUUAGUUAACGAUGAGUUGGAAACAGAACAUCAAACAUAUAUCAUAUGUGUUACUACCAACAGAGAACUCUCACAAACAAUACAAUUCCUUUCUGCGCAACCUGCAAGCUCCGGUACCUUCUGUAAAAACAAAUAUAUGUAAAACUUUUCCGGAAGUCGUACCAUGGUAACAACUGAAAUAUGAAGCCUUACUUCUAUAUCUACUUAGCUAGAGAACAAAUUGUAUUACAUUAUUUUCAUAAAAUUAACACCUACAUACGAACAUAACUAAGCUCAUUCAUUAAUUUUUUUUAGUUACGUGAUAUUUUUUUUGAGUUAUAAAGGAAUCCAACUUGAACAGUAAAAAAGAAAGGCUUUUAAUGAACAAACAAACUAAGUCAUUAUAGAUAGCUGUUCAAACCAUUUAAGAUUCAUCCUGUUACAUAAAUUUUUAUAUUUAUAUACAUCUAAUGUAUAAACAAAUCUGAAGAAAAGGCAAUAAAUUCAGAUUGACUUCAUUAUCGAAAUAGAAUAAAACACAAAAUACACUUGCAGAGAACCACCAAAUAUAUUGCGAAAGUGUUUCUGAAAUGGAGUUAAACUUUAAAAUUGCCUUUAUUAUUUCAAAAAAAUAAUUUAAAACUCCAAGCAAAUGUAAGAACACGUCUUCUAGAUAUAAUGGAAGAUUAUAAUGCCGUGUCCGAAUUUGCCUGAAGAAUAUACUUGUAGAUACUUUGGAAGUGACUUCGCAAGGCUAUCAAAAAUGGACGUGAAGUAUGCUAUGCAAAAUGCAAGUAAAUGAAUCUGUGUAAUUCUCGCGUACUUCCAGUUGAAAAUACAUUUUCAUUUGAAAAAUGUUUGGUCAUAUUUUAUAUAUCAUUUAAAUAAUUUAAGAGGUUGUAAAAUAAAUAUCAUUUAUUUUGUAUUUGACUGGUAUAAAUAAAUAAAUUGACAAAAUUAAUUUAUGGAUGUUUAAAACGAAGUUUCAACAAACACAUGUACAUAUUUAGCCUACCGAUCGUUACUACAAAACAAAAGUACAACAAUAAUGUAAGUUGCCGUAAAUUCACGUGACAGCAAUGAAGUGUUAAAAAAAAGGACUAAUUUCACAUGCGUUUAAAAAUAAAAUCUAAAAAUCUUUUUCGGCUGGCUAAACAUUGAACCUAUCCGGAUUCGUCAAAAGCAAGUGAAGACGCAAGGUUGCAAACAUGUAACGGUGGUCAACGUUUAACUGUUAGUGUAAUACAUAUACGCACACACCUGUGACAAAAUGCGUAAAAAAAUAAAAUUUGUAGAAGCGCAAAACCUUUGUGCACACACACACAGUUAAAUUUUUUUUACGGAGGCAGGAAAACUACAUUACUGGCCAACUUAUUUGAAUGUAGUGGUUAGCUGUGAACGAGCGUUCUUGCAAAAGAGAUCAAAUCUGAUAGUUUUGGCCAUAUAAUCACCGCAGUAAAACAUACAAUUUGUAUAUUGUAUAUGUGUAGUGCACCAAAUUAAUAUGUAUUAUAAUUACCUUGGUUUGCACUCGGUUACGUACGGGUUUCUAACUGAAAUGUACCAAAAAUAGUAAUAUUUAUUCUCUUGCGCUUUGUUGAGGAUUCAGUAUUCUUGGGUGAGUGUGAGGGACAUGGACAGAGUGGCAAAGGGAUUGGAAAUCUAAUACUCGCCGAGGCAGAGUACACCCUUCCCCCACUCCCCUCUCUCUGACCGGUCGUAAACAUGACUCCCCGCUGGGCGAUAAGAAUUCUGAGAACAGCGUCCUCUUUCCCACCCCCCUUCCUUUUACACCGCGUCGCUACAUCGUUCAACCGUACUGCUAGUGCGCUCUGUUGAGGACGUAGAUAACUACGCGUGUCUAUGCCCGCUCGUGAGAAACUCAGGAUCUUAGCCUUAAUAAUUUUAAAUUACACUUAUAUUACCAUAUAAAUGGAUUUAGCAUUUUGUUAGUAACAGCACUUAGUGUGAAUUAGCUCUGACAAACUAUUUAGAUAAUAAAAAUUUGUUUACAUACGUAGUUUUAUGUUUGUCAAGAGAAAGAAAAAAAAUAUAUAUAUAUAAUAUAUAUGCAAGAAUGUAGGAAAAUGUUGUAAGGAGGAUCUAAAUUUUCAGCUCUUCUGUUCUAGGUUGUUGGUUUUAUAGUCAAACUGUACAGAAUUUUAUGCAGUGUUAUUGUUUUAUUUAUUAUAAUUUUAUUAAUUAUACUUUAUUUCCAAUAAUCAUCAUUCAUCAUGUAACAAAUUCAAUAAAUUUAAUG